AUGAUCAAUUUAAGGUACUACAAAACAACAGGAAGAGGUUGGAUUAACGAAGACGAAGAAGAAGAAGAAGAAACAACUGGUGGUACACCGAUAGUUAGAGGCUUUCGUUUUGAACAAUGUGUAACAGCUGAAAUAUUAUUAACGGUGCGCCUUUGCUCUUUCAAACUGACAUAUUCAGCAGAGCGCAUUGCUAGGGAUCUUACAGAUAUUCAAGUCCCAGAAGAAGAGCAACCAAAUAUUAUCGCCAAAGUGUUUCGGUUGAUUGACGAACAAGACGUCGUCCCCUUCCAGACUAUUGAAGUCAACAUUGAGGACUUCACUGCGCAUUUGAGACGCCGUCACCCAGUUGUACCUAGUAGGAUUAGUGAGACUGAAGUCAAGUAUAUUCCUGCGACUAAAUCAUCCAUCGACGGUUUGGAGAAAGUGAGAUUACUUGAUCUCCAAGGCCUGUUAAAAAAAGGAGCAGCAGCUAAUGAUACAACGUCGCUUUUCUGCGUUAUUUGCAUGGAGGGAUUUUUCAACGUUGACGGCCAAGGUCAUGAUCACGUUGAUGAUGAUCGAAGUCCACCACUUGCUCGCAUGCCCUGCAAGCACCUUUAUCAUGGAGACUGCAUUGUUCAAUGGUUGGAGACGAGCCAUUUGUGUCCCUUGUGCCGAUACCCAAUGCCAACGAUGCCAUGA
Pyrus x bretschneideri (Chinese white pear) is the source of this 681-nucleotide messenger RNA. RefSeq lists its product as uncharacterized. Bases 1 to 681 code for a protein of 226 amino acids. Gene Ontology annotation, biological process: protein ubiquitination. Gene Ontology annotation, cellular component: cytoplasm. Lineage: Eukaryota; Viridiplantae; Streptophyta; Magnoliopsida; Rosales; Rosaceae. Gene Ontology annotation, molecular function: ubiquitin protein ligase activity; zinc ion binding. The record is from RefSeq and is a predicted model, not a curated record. The transcript has a single exon.